Procambarus clarkii (red swamp crayfish) is the source of this 7609-nucleotide messenger RNA. The record is from RefSeq and is a predicted model, not a curated record. Lineage: Eukaryota; Metazoa; Arthropoda; Malacostraca; Decapoda; Cambaridae.
UAUUUCCUGCCAACUCCAGAGUGACUAUAUGUGCUGCAAUAAACUAAUUAAACAAUAAAUUAACCAGAUUGCCCGUGAAUGAAUGUAUAAUGUUAGCGAGGAGCUGCCCCCUGCAGACAGAGAUGUGGGGUGGCAACACUGCUGAAGACGUCUCCAGUAAGGUUGUUAUUGAUUUCCUUCAAGCUCGGAAGGAUGACAGCCGAGGUCACUCUGCCAGUACCUCUUCCUCCCAAGGAUUCAGCAAGAACAGAUGAUAGAAGAUUGUGGGUUGGCAAUCUUGAUUCUCGGCUGAGAGAGUAUCAACUCCUUAAAAUGGUGGAAAACUUUGGCCCGCUGGUGGAAUUCGACUUUCUUUAUCAUCGCUCGGGCCCUCAAGCUGGACAGCCCCGAGGAUAUGCCUUUGUGACAUUUGAAUCCUCCAAGUCGGCCCAAACGGCUAUGAGAGUACUUGACGGGAAGAUUAUCUUGGGUCGGAGGAUGGCAGUGAAAUGGGCACAUGCUCAGGAUGAGAGUAUGUAUGAGAGGAAUAAAGAAAAGCCAGCACCACCUAUUCUUAGUGGUGGUAAAGCAGAGACAACUCAAAUAAGCAAAAAGAGCAAAAUUGCUGCAUUAGAGGCUAAAUUAAAGCUACUUGAAGAAGAUAACCUUAAGAUGAACCUAACUCCAGACGUUGGAGCUAGUGCCACUCGACCUACCUCUGUGACGUACGCAUUUAUUGAGAAAAAACCAGGGACCAAACUGCAGGGCUCCUCAAACAGACCACACCAUUCCUCUAGUCAUCCUUACCAAAAAUCAAAAAUCUCCAGAAAAUAAUACAGUAUUUAAGGUUGAUAGUGGUAAGUCUAAUACUGUAAUAGGAAAUCUGAUCUGACCAGGAUCAUGCUUUAUACCGGCAGUUCCUUGCAGCAUUAAUAGAGUAGUUUUUAUUAUUAAAAAAAAAGUAAAAACCGAUUUUAAUUAUUGUAAGGACAAGAAAGUUUUAUUAUGUGGUUAUUUAAUGGCAUGUGAACUACAUUUCCAGUGGAAGACAUUCAUCUUCACCUACUGUGCCAGUUCUUUAAAUUUCCAAGCCCUUUUGGUGAAAUAAGAAAUUUUGUGGAUUCGUGACCUAGUGAGAUUUGUAAAACAAUUUAUAUUGGUCUUUAUCUACAUUUGCAAUCUGUAAUAAUUUUUAAGUGAUAUAUUCACUAUAAAAAUUUAUUGAUGCCUGGUAUACUCUAAAUCUUGGAUAUGUACAAUUUAAAUUAGUCAUGGUGAACCAAAAACAAGCUCCUGAAAAUAUUAAUAGGGGUUCUGCAAACUCGUAUUCAAGCCAUUAAACCAGUAAGAAUUCUAUUUUUUGAAAGAUGCUAUGUUAAGUUAUUAAAUUAAAAACAAAUGUAUCAUAAAAUGGAGCAUGUUUAAAUUGACCCUUUUUUUCUUUCCAUAUAACUCACUGUUAACAAUGGUUAAAUAGUUUUUGGCAGUUAAACAUACUUUGCCAAAUGUUUUAAACAAUGAAGUAGCGCCAAAUUUAAUGAACUGCAACUUUUGAUCUGUUUUUACCACUGACUCCUGAAGACAAACACAAUGCUUGGCACUAGUCUUUGUCAAUUCUGUAGUUACUUCUUUCUCUCCUCCAGCUUCUUCUGGUAGGGUUAACUCUACUGCUCUCUUGAUUCAGAAUGAUUUCCUUUUGUUCCUUCUUUUUCAAAUGUUCAUUCCAGUGCUGCUCGUGUCUUUGUGAAGAAUUGGUAUACCAUCUGUUUCAUUCAUCUUCUACCAUGUGUUUCAAAUAUAUCUUUGAUCUUUUAACAUCUUUUAGACAUUUAUUACUUGUCAAUGAUUCAGAGGAUAAAUGUUCCUGUGGCCCAAUAUCUGACCAGGCCUUCUGGUUGGUGGUCUGGUCAGACAGGUGGUUGGAUAUGGCUGUUUUUAGUCUGAUGUAUGAGUCACACUCUGAUUGAUCAGGUAUCCUUUGAAGGUGCUUGUCAAGUUCUCUUUUUUUUAACAUUUCAAGAGGUCGGCUAGUUAUGCUCCAAGUGUAGGGGGAGUUUUGAAGUCUUAGGUGUUUGAUGUUGGUAGAGUUCUUUCUUGGCAUGCCUAUUGCACCUGGUUUUUCAAUAGGGUUAUUUUUGCACAUCCUGCCAUACCUUCUGGUCUUGUGUGAUGUUAUUUCUGAGUGCAGAUUUGGAACUAGUCCUCCUGGUAUUUUCCAAGUGCAAACUCUUUGAAUAUAUGGUUAAUGUAUGUCACGUGUGGUUCCAGGAACAGUUACCUCUCCCACUCCCAAUUUGGCUUUCACAAGUGUUGCAGCACAAUAGAGAUCUUGAUGAACUUUGUGGUCUACAUUCAUGCUGCCUUUGCUGUGAAUUCUCUGUUGUUGUAGUUCUUUUUGACCUGGAGAAGGCUUAUGAUACCACCUGGAGAUAAAAUAUUUUAGUCCAACUGCAUUCUUUAGCCUUCAUGGCAAUCUCCUACCUUUCCUUUAAAGCUUCUUCCUUCAUUUCAAGUGAGAGUUGGUACCUUCUCAAAUUUUUGUUCUCAACAAUUUGAAGGUGUAACACUUUUUUUUCCUGGUUGCCCUAAAUGGUCUCGCCCUUCCUUCCCCCCUGUGAUUUUUCUCUGCCUUUGAUGUCGCUUUCCUUAUGUCCCUUUGAUUUUGUAGUGGCAUCCCGAAUAAUAUUGAGCACCUUUUUGAAUAUAAUUCAAUAUAUUUAUUUAGGAAUCUCCCUUGACAGUUGGUGCUACAUAGUCUUCUCGGCUUGGCACCUUCCGAUGAUAAUUACUUGCUUUGCAAACUGGCAAUGUGGUUUUGGAACAUGAGAACUAAAAUAAAAGUUUCAGAUUAUUCCUGGAGGGGGGGUUACUAAAAAUUGGAUAAUUUUAGAUGUAUGCCAGGUAGCUCGGUGAUCAUGAAUUUACAGUUUAAUAAUGUACCACUUUUAAUUUGCUUCCAACAUUGUUGUACUUAAUACGUGUUUUAGAUAAUUUUUUGUUUUUAAGGAUGCAGCAAUGUAUUUGUUUUACUAGUUUAUAUCUACUAUCUCAGGCUGUUCAAGUGUACUUUAUUAUAAAUAUUCCUAAGGAGUGUACAUGUAAUGGAAGACAUGUUCUGUUAAAGCUCCAAUCAAAAAUUACAGUAUUUAUGUUGAAGUUAAAAUAUAUAAGUAUAUCUAAUGGCCAUUAAAAAAUAAAAAGCACUUAGAAUGAUAUAGUCUGUUAUCAUUUGAAGAUUUUUUUAUCUUGCAAUAAGAGAGCACUAUUUUAUGUAUAAUAAAGUGUAUAAUAAAUGGUAUGCUCACCAUUGAUGUAUCUCAUCAAUAUUACUCGCAUGAUAUAAGUAGCCAUAACUUUUGAGUAGUUUAAGAAAAAAAUAUAAACCCGAUUGCAACAAAGCAUGUUUUCUUUGUAAUCACAAAUCUUAAAGAAUUGCAUGUUAUCCUGCUAGUUCUUAAAAUCAAACCGAGUGAUGUGCUGUUAACUUAAAUACUUAGAAGUUAAGAAAACUUGAUUAAAGAGUCUCUAUUUCUGUUCAUGACUUCAUGUAUUGUUGAGACUUCCAAAAUGAUUCCAGUAUAGGCAAAAAAUGAAGGUGGCAGGUCAAGUUGUGUGUGCUAUUUUUUUUUAUUUUUUUAAAGUGGGCAAUUUACCCUUGCUGGGGACCAACGGUGCAAGAACCAGCAGCACAUAUUUAGUGUUUGGAUUUAAUAUUGCAGACAGAGCAAGACAUGAAAGUUUAUCGCCUUUGUUCGGAGGGAUAUUUUUAACGAAGCGAGUGGUGGUGGUGGUUGUUGUUUCAGAUUCAGCUACUUGGAACAAAAAGUUCCAAGUAGCACAGGCUAUGGUGAGCUCGUCGUACUCGCCUGGCACAGGAGGUGUGUGCCCAAAGCGGGUGGGGACAUAGUUAUACAGUACUUUGGAAAUGACCUGUUCUCUUAUAAAUUACCUGUGUGUUUGAAUUUGGCCGUUUGCCCAAAAAUGGAGGUAAUUUGAAAAAAAAUUUAAUAAAUUUUUAAUUUUUUGUUUCUACAAUUUGAGGGUCCUCUGGUAGGUUAGGAGGGCAGGAAAUUCUCCUAAGGUUUCAAAACGUUAAUUGAAAGUUUCCUCUCCUAACCUAACAGAGUAAACCAGAGGACUCUUAACAGAAAACGGGACAUUACGUCACUUUCGCGAGCUGAUUUCAUUUCAAGUUACUGUACGUUCAUUUUUAGCCAUAACGUGCAUACAGGCGAAAAGUGGCGUUAAUUUUUAAGAGGAUGGGUUGUUGGAAAUUACCUUGAACCAAUUUGAAGCACCAUUGCCUCACUGACAAUCAAACUCAGGACUCUUGGAUUGGUAGGCCAGUAUGUAAAUGUUUUGCAGAUAGCUGUGUAUGUGACCCUUCAUGGGAAUGAGAAAUGCUAGAAAAACAGUUGUCACUACGCGAGUGGUGGUGACAGAUCUCGUUGUGCAGAUCUCGAUCUGAUUUUUUUAACAAUCAGCAUUUAAUGAGGAAUUCAAACAUUUGUAUCUACAGGAUUGCAAUUUUUUUUAUUAUUUUGUCAUUCUUGUGAUAUUUUGUACCGGCAUAAGAUUUGGGACAAAUGGAUGUACAGACACAGAUGCCUGAACAGCCAAACCAAUUAUGUACAGUACUGAAUGCCUUUUUUUUUUUGGCAUUAUGGUAUAAUGCCAACCACAUUAUAUAUUUGUUGGGUAACUAAUCUUUCAAUUGAGUUUAUAUGUUCAUUACUCUUCCAAUUACAGUAGUUACUUAGAUUUUAGAUUUAUUUUUAGAUAUAAGUGGCUUUGAAAAAAUGUUUUGUUCAUGAUGUUUUUAUUACUUAAUUUGUCAACAAAUUGUAUGGAGAAGAUAAUAGAUCAAAUUAUUUACCUAUACAGUGGUGAAACAAAUUGUUACAUAUAUUAACAUGUAUUUUAUGGUGACCUUGACAGGUAAAAAAAAAAAUGGAUGAAAAGGUUGGAGGUGACUGAUUUUCCAGCUUCCCAUUUUCUUCUACUCCUGGCAUAUGCAACCAAAGAGGGAUAAGGCUUGGCCACCGACACUAGUUGUUCUUCCAGUGUGACAUCCACUAAAUGUGGAAUUCUCUUGUUAUUAAACCUAAAAGUCUAUUUUCCCGAAUACUCUUGGUUAGAGAUUUAAUGUCCAUUUGUUACUAAUGGCUAGUAUUUAAGUUGAAACGAAUAGCACUUCAUAUGAGAUUUAAUGAUUGUCAUUUAUAGCAUAUACAGCAUACAAAUGUGUGAUUUUUCACUAAAUAUUUUGUGAUAUUACAUGUACUAAAUAAAUUAAACUACUGAAAGCUUGUUGACUUGGAGAUUUAUUUUCAGAUAAGUGUAAAUCUGAAAAUAACUUUCUAUUGUACUGUAAGGCAUUUACAACUUUUUAAAUCAAAAGUUAUAAGGAUAAUCAUAAUUGUCAUGGAAAAUCUAUAUAGCAAUAUUUUAUAAAUGGAAGUGCAAGAUGGUAACAAUAUAUAUUUGAUUGACUUUAGGACAAUACUUUAAUGAUUUUCUGGGAUCCUUAAGUAUCUCCUUGGUGCUUGCAGUCUGGCAAGCUCCACCCAAUUCAAUCCACAUCAGAAUUCAGCGAGUCAUAUUUGAGCCUACUGGGGGGAACCAGAGACCAAAACCUGACCCCAUCUAAAGGUACAAGGGUUGUUGCACCUUCAUUGGAGCAGGAUGAACCAGCUCCAAUGAUUUUCACAAAGAUAAAUUAUGCUAUUGUGAUUUCCCAUUUUAUUUAAAGGGAGAAUUUGGUGGGGAACUACAUUACCUACACCACUGUGUGGGUAGUUUGGAAAAACUUGGGAUUGGUUCCCAGAUCAGUGCAUGAAGACUCAGUGGAUUUGGGCAGAUCACAGGUUAAAUUACUUUACCAAUUCAACUAUGAUAUGCUCUUAAGGAACACAUUUGGGCAUUUUACCUAGCUGUCAUAUUUUGUCUCGCCCUCUUUCUGGUUAGAGUGAUUUUAAAUCCCCCUGCUCCUUGCACUUCUAUAGAGGCAGGUAGUUUUAUAUGACUCACUAAGGCUGGCAUUGAUUGAAUUGGGUAUAUAGUGCCAGGCAGCAAGCCCAAAAUAACUACAAAGACCCACCAGAAAGAGGUGUUUCAUUACAUUCAAUGGUAGCUUUUAAUCUAUACAAAAUGUUUGAUAUAACUGAACUACAUACAUAUACAUCAUUAUUACCAUGUUCAUGGGGGUGGGAAACUGCUAUAUAUUCUUUAUAUCAGGUAUUGUAUUAUGGUAGCACGUCAAGGGCGCUACCAAGAAUAUAAAUAAGCUUUGAGGAUGAAUCAAUUUUGUAAAGGCAGAAUUUUUUCCAUAUUUAGCAUAUUAAUGUGCUUGAAAACUGUGUAGCUCGUUCUAAAAAUAUAUGUAUUAUAAAGAGUAAAUCUGUGCUAAACGGUGAACACUAAAGUAAGACAAAUAAUGCUGUAAUUAUAAGAUUAUAACCCAAAGAGAUUCAAUGUACAUUAAUAAAAUUUGGGCAGUAAAGCACAUCUCUAAAAUGUGAAUUUACAGGUAUUAAAAUAUCCCCACACAGUUGAUGCCUGUAUAUCCAUUUUUACUUUGGUAAAAUGUUUAAUAUAGAUGUAUCGUAUAUACAGGAUGGUGACAUACUGUACAUAUAGCCAGAAAAAAUAACAGCAUAAAGUCACAAUUUGUAUGUCCAUCAAUAACUAACCCAUUCUCAGGUCAAUUAUAUAGACUGGUGGAGUAUUGGAUGAAGGAAAUACAGUACAGUUAUUAGGAAAUAACAUACUAAAUUAAUGUGUAUCAGAUGGUGUAUGCUCUUCAAUUAAAUCAGAGUUUUUGCUUAAUAUGUAGUAGUUGUUGUACAGUUUGAAAGAAUUGAUGGGAAUGUUACACUGUCAGUUCUGAGCAGUUCUUCACAACAUGUUAUGUUUCAUUCUUUUCAUAAUAUUUACACAUUUCAGGCCUGAUAAUGGGCUGCAGUAGCACUGUACUGACCUUGUUUGUAAUCAAAAUAAAUUGUAACAAUCAUUUCACUGGUGCUGUAACAUCAUUGGUACUGUACAAACAAUAUUCAUGCAAUCUUUAGACAAGGUUCACUAACCUUGGCCAAGUCCCCCAAAAGGAUUUCCAAGAGAAUCACAGGACUUAGUCUAAGAGCAUCCCAUCCUUUCUGGAUGUCUCCUAUCCUAACAAACCAAACUGAACUGCUCUCUGGAUUAUAUGAUCACACAAACCUCCUCAACACAAGUUGUAUUCUAAAGGGGGAACAUAGUUAACCAACAAGUCAAAAGUUAAUGGAAACACAAUGUUUACACGAGUGCAAAAGAAAAUGUUGACUUCUGCAAAUACUGUGCAGAUUGAGUAACACAGCUGGACAAAUUUGGUAAAGAGCAUGUUAAGUUCAGCUAUACCGUAAGCUGGAAUCUAAAACAAGGCCAGAAAAAGUAUUUUGGUGGAUUGAUCCAGAGUUCAAAAAUCCUGCUCAGUAUUGGUGUAAACACAGAUCUAAAGUAUUAUAGACUGGUUUGCUUUCAAAACAAUAUUGCCUGUAUGUUUCUCACUUUUUAUAAAUUGAAAUGUGUGUAGAAACAAUGAUCUCAAAGUUCUACCUGAAAUGGUUGAAUAAUAAAGGCGCAUUUUCUGUAA